CCCACCAAAAUCUGUCUCGUCAUCAGAUAAGAGUUCGUAUCUCUGGGCGUUAACGUGUUCAAUUCUCAGAGUCUUUCUAGUUCUAAAGAUGCUGCUCCAUCCGCGUAUCUACACCACCAAUGGCGCCAUCCAAAUCCAGUACCACCCAUGUAAGAUUCCAACGUUUAGUCGACGACGCCGGAAACUGUUUGUGGAAGCACAAUCCUCUCCAUCAAGAACCCAGAGGAUAAUGGAAAGCAUUUCCUCGACUGGGGAGGCUGGUGGUGCUGGGGGAUCAUACUCCUAUAAUGCAUUGAAAAGAUUGGAUCAGUUAUGGUCUAGUAUUUACUCUGAUCAACGCGUUGAGAAAGAAGCUACCAAAGAAAUUGUUUCAACUGUUCCUGGUUUAUUUACUGAAUCUGAUCUGGCUGAUAAAGUAUCUGAAACAUUUGAUGUGAUUGUUUGUGGUGGUACUUUGGGAAUCUUUGUGGCUACUGCUCUCAGUUGCAAAGGCCUUCGUGUUUGUAUUGUCGAAAGGAAUAUACUAAAGGGGAGGGAGCAAGAAUGGAACAUUUCUAGGAAAGAACUGCAGGAACUAGUUGAAGUUGGCAUUUUAGAUGAAGAUGAUAUAGAACUCGCUAUUGCUUCCAAAUUUAAUCCUAACAGAUGUGGGUUUGAUGGAAAGGGUGAGAUUUGGGUUGAAGAUAUCCUUAAUCUUGGUGUAUCGCCUGUGAAGCUCAUUGAAAUUGUCAAAAAGCGUUUUAGUUUACUUGGAGGAGUUGUUAUAGAGGAUUGCAGUGUAUCGAGCUUAUGCAUAUACAAGGACUCAGCGGUGUUGAAACUAGCUGAUGGGAAGAUUUUGUCAUCACGUCUCAUCAUUGAUGCAAUGGGAAAUUUCUCUCCGAUAGUAAAACAGAUUAGAAAUGGAAGAAAGCCAGAUGGUGUUUGCCUUGUCGUUGGUUCGUGUUCUAGAGGAUUCCAAGACAACUCUACUAGUGACGUCAUAUUCAGUAGUCCUUCAGCUAAAAAUGUCGCCCAAUCCAAAGUACAUUACUUCUGGGAGGCGUUUCCUUCUGGUUCGGGUCCUUUGGAUCGAACUACUUAUAUGUUCACUUAUGUUGAUCCACAACCUGGAUCCCCUAAACUAGAAGAUUUAUUAGAAGAUUAUUGGGAUCUCAUGCCUAAUUAUCAAGGAGUCCCUUUUGAGAAUAUGGAGAUUUUGAGAGUUAUUUUCGGCAUUUUCCCUACUUAUCGUGACAGUCCAUUGCCAGCAGCUUUUGACCGUGUUCUUCAGUUUGGUGAUGCUAGUGGCAUUCAAUCUCCCGUUUCGUUUGGUGGUUUCGGGAGCCUUACAAGGCAUCUUGGAAGAUUAUCAACCGGCAUAUAUGAAGCAAUGAAGGAUGAUUUACUGGAUUCUCAAAGCUUGUCAUUGCUGAACCCGUACAUGCCCAAUUUAAGUGCGUCGUGGUUAUUUCAAAGGGCAAUGUCAGCAAAAAAGAACGUUAAUGUUUCUCCAGACUUCAUCAAUGAACUUCUUUAUGCCAAUUUUCAGAGCAUGGAGAGGUUGGGAGAUGCUGUUCUAAGGCCAUUUCUUCAGGAUGUUAUACAGUUUGGGCCACUUGUGAAGACCUUAGGCCUUGUGAUGAUAACUAAACCUCAAAUAAUUCCAUCAAUCUUCAAGCAGGUUGGAAUUCCGGUGCUUGUUGAUUGGUCUGGACAUUUCUUCAUGUUGGGUUACUAUACUUUUCUUUCUACGUUCCUUGAUCCGACUAUAAGGCCACUGGUUGAUACAUUUCCUGCUAGAAUGAAGUUUAAAUGGAAGCGAAAACUUGAAGCUUGGAAAUAUGGAUCUGGUUUAGACUACAGUUUGAGUCAAAACGACAAGUGAAGUUAUCCGACCAAUUUAUAGAUAUUGGAGUUUGAUUCUAUUACAAAGUUUGGAGUGAGUUGGAUUUAUUUAAAUUAAGUUAUAGUAUAUAUAUAUAUAUAAAGUGAUGCUUAAUUUUAGAUUCACUCGAUUAU
Molecule: messenger RNA, 2001 nt
Organism: Impatiens glandulifera
Lineage: Eukaryota; Viridiplantae; Streptophyta; Magnoliopsida; Ericales; Balsaminaceae
Exons: 17
Coding region: 89-1867 (592 amino acids)
Source: RefSeq, a predicted model, not a curated record